This is a messenger RNA of Sphaerodactylus townsendi, 1560 nucleotides long. It is a transcript of the gene NKAPD1, whose product is annotated as NKAP domain containing 1. The transcript has 6 exons. The record is from RefSeq and is a predicted model, not a curated record. Bases 332 to 1210 code for a protein of 292 amino acids. NCBI's taxonomy places the organism in Eukaryota, Metazoa, Chordata, Lepidosauria, Squamata, Sphaerodactylidae.
GUCCCUGGUCCCUCCGCACCGCUCGCCCUCGGCUCCCCGCGUUCCGCGGCCUCCGGCGCCUGAGCCUGGUCCGUGCCGCCGUGAGGGGCGAGGAGCCGGCCGCGGGUGGCGGGAGAGGCAGAGUCGAGCCCGGCUGGGGCCUCCGUCGCGUGUGAAUGCGCCUGGACGCGUGUUCGCCCAGGAGUCCUUCCCCGCCGCCGGGGGUUGCUUGAGAGGCCGAGGAGGCUCGUCGGCUGCGUGGCUUUCAGUCCUGCUCUUCCGCCCUUCCAACGUGGCUUCCCUUCGCCCUUCCUUCUCUGAUUGCCUCCCAACAACCUUGCGAGGUUGAAGGAUGUCCCGGGUCCCUUUGGGGAAAGUCCUCCUGCGAAAUGUCAUUCGUCAUACCGAUGCGCAUAACAAGAUUCAGGAAGAGUCAGAAAUGUGGAAAAUACGAGAGAUGGAAAAGCAAACUGAAGAAGUAUAUCAGGGCAAGCGAAAAAGUUCGCUUUCCGAUACUUCCAGCCGAAUGCGUAGUGAUGGUUUUGAUGAGGGCAGCCAACAGGACUGGAAGGAGAAGAAUGUUGCUCCUGCAUCCAUGACAACGGAAGAUGACCUCCGCCAUGCCCGGUACUGGAACAGGAAGCUCUACGAAUGUGAAGCCGGCAUGCCAGACAGAUGGGGCCACAGUGGCUACAAAGAACUGUAUCCGGAAGAAUUUGAUACAGACAGUGAUCAACGGGAGCAAGACGAACAGAAUUCUCUGAAUGGAAAAAGAAAAUCUCACCAUGACAGGCGGUCUUCCCCGGAGCUGCACAAAAAGAAAAAGGACAAAAAGUCGCACAAGAAGAAGCGGAAAAAGAAAUCGCACAAAAAGCGGAAGAAGAAGAAAAGGGAGCAGCUGAGCACAGCAUCAGAUUCGUCUCAAGAAUCUGAGUGUUCAGAGACCGGCGCUUCUGGCGCUGGAAAGCAGAGGCGGCAACGCCACAAGAAAGCCAAGAAGACUCCGACCAAGCAGCCGACCUCUUCCUCAGGGCAAGACACUGACUCCAGCGGCUCAGAGGACAGUGAGCCCCGGAGGAAGCUGGAGAAGCAGCCAAAAAAAAAGCGAAGGAAACGCUGCGCUUCCACCUCGGAACGAUGCAGCGAGGGAGUGCAGGAGAAGCGCAGCAAGCGGAAGAACUGGAAAGUGGCGGCUGAUGAGAAUUCAGAGGACAGCUCUGACGAGGAUUAACAAUAAGGAGCAGCUCUGUGUGUGUACGUGCUCGUCCUGCAAGAGAACAGGAGGCUCUCUUCCAAAUGCCGUCCUGGUGGAACAAACCAAGGUUCAAACUGGCUGUGCAAACCUUGGGAUCUUGCAGGAGGCAACCUGAUGUCUCCCCUGGCCUAAAAAUUCCCGAUUCCUGCCAGACUGCUCAUGACUUGACUAACCCUUAAUCGCCAAGGGAUACUCUUGGGAGCGGCUCAGAAGGGAACCUGAUGGCUCCAAUGUUUUUUUAAGAGUCUAACUAUUUUUUAAUGGCCAAUGUGUAAAAUCUAAUUGCAAUAAAUAAUGGAGGAACACCGCAAUGCCCCAAGCUAUCA